AUGUUGUUUACAAUCUGCCUCCUCGGCCUUCUCACUCUCCCGGCUGUUCGUGCAGAUGGCUGGGAUGAUUUCUCGAAUAACCUCGUGACAGACUUAGCUCCCUUUCUAUCCCUAUUCGGCGAACAAAUUACGAAGCAGUAUCUCAGCGAAAGCAUUGCCACGAUUGAUUGUUUCAUCUUCGCAAUGGCACCCAUGGGCAUCCUGACUGCGAUUGUUUCAGCCAUUCGCGUCUGUGGGAGUCCUUUGCUGCGUGCCUUUAUUGGCAGGGCACAAGAAGGAAGGGGAGUCGCCGAGGCAGAGCUGUGCUCCUCCACGAGUCGAGAUGUGUGCGAGCUCUAUAACAACGGCGGCAUCGCGAGGGUCUUUAGGCGUCCAAAGAUUCUUAAGGUUGUAUACGACCCCGAGCAUAAUUUUGCAGACGAGAAAGCCGGUAUAUAUACAUUUCAGGAAUUUAUCGAGAAAUAUCCGAAGAAAUGGACACGAUACAUCGAUGUGUUGAGUUGGACACUACGAAACUUCAGGGACCCAGCAACAAUUCCAACCUACGACAUUGAGAAACGUCAAGUAGAAGUGAAUAUUUCUGUAAUUUUCUACUUGAAUACCAACUGGUUGCUGUAA
This is a messenger RNA of Trichoderma aggressivum f. europaeum, 618 nucleotides long. RefSeq lists its product as uncharacterized. The record is from RefSeq and is a predicted model, not a curated record. The coding region runs from base 1 to 618 and encodes 205 amino acids. Lineage: Eukaryota; Fungi; Ascomycota; Sordariomycetes; Hypocreales; Hypocreaceae. The transcript has a single exon.